AGUAUUCGGCCGCUUGUCGAACGCGAUGCCUGGCGUCCCGACGCUACAGGCGCUAUUCCAAAACUCUUAGUGCAAGUGUAUCUUCAUCUCAACUGUUAUGCUUAGUGUUAGUUAGAGAAACUUUAUGAAAAACGGUUAUUAAGUAUUUUUUGUCUAUAGAUGUUCCGUUUGUGACUGUCAGUCAGUAUUUUGGACUUUAUCGCUUUGGAAAAACCCUACUUAAAUCUAAUUAGAAAAGCACAUCAUCAUAUGAGGAAUUUCGCUAUUCUUCAGUUCCCCUAAUCAUCGCAGUAUUCCAUUGAGAUCAUAUUCUUCUCUACAACUUCGGACAAGAGGACUCGAAAUAAAUUACUUAUAAACAUUGAUCCAUUCUCGGCGUGCAUUCCUUUGAUAAUAAAAUAAAACUUGAACAAUUUUUGGCUAGUGCCUUUUCCACCAACCAGAGACAGUGGCGGCGCAGGUUGUGAAAAGGGGAGUGCGGUUGCGACAACCUGCAACGCCCCAGUCGCACCAGCCAAAAAAGGACAACAUAAAAAACCCGAAGAAGAGCAAUCCUAAUAAGACCCUGGCGAGGGCAUCGAACAAGGGAUGCACGCCAAUGUGCACUCUGACAGGAACGAAUGGCGUUUGCCACCGGAUGAUACACUGCAAGUCGGUGAAUCGAAAACAAAGAAGUCGGAGGUAGGUGACGAAGAGGAGCUAGCACUUCAUGAAGAUGAAGGUCAUAAUUGGUGGUCCAUCAUAUUUUCGUUGCUAGUAAUCGGUUUAGUAAUUUCUGGAAUAGUGGCCGCCAUCUUUAUUGUGGGUUACGUAGACGAAUUACUCUACUGGCAUGGACAACGAAUGCAGCUAGAAGAACUGUUAGAGGGUGAUCUAACGCCACGAAGAUUACCUUCAUCAUGGCUUUCUUCCAAACACUUCGUUUUCCAAUCCGAUGACGGAAGUCUUUCCAUUUUAGAUACUAGUAAAAAUUUCAGCGUUACUAUUUUAGUUACAAAUAAUACUUUGAGGCAGCUCAACGUCAAAGGGUAUCAAUGCUCAAAAGAUCUAAGCUACGUGCUCUUCCAACAUAACCUCAAAUCAGUAUUUCGACAAUCCUUUACAGCGCACUACACGAUAUAUGACGUUAGUAAAGACCACUAUAGACCAUUAUCAAUGUCGGAAAAUGUUUUGCAAGAAAUGGAAAAUAAAAGUCAUCACAUUCCAGUUCGGUUAGAAGCGUCACCGAAAGCGCAACCUGAACGCCUACAAUAUGUCACUUGGUUAGGAGACACCACGUCAUUAUUAAUAGUAUUUAAUAACGACAUUUACCAUAGAAAAUCCCCUACAGAUGAAUCUGAUACCAGGAUAACCUUUACGGGUCAACCGGAUAUUAUCUACAACGGGAUUCCAGAUUGGUUAUACCAAGAGGAUAUUUUACAAAGUCCAGAGGCCUUGUGGAGUUCCUACGAUGGAACCCACCUAUUAUAUGCCACAUUCAACGAUAGUCAAGUAGGUACCAUGAAUUUUCCAUGGUUCCAAUUUAAUGCUGGAUCCGUUUUAGGAUCCGCGGGGGCUUACCAAAGGGCCCCCUCGUUCCCUUCUUCCAGAACAUUAAGGUACCCAACGCCGGGGACUCCUAUACCGUCAGUACAACUUUGGAUUGUAGAUAUUUCAAAUAUAACCUCAUUAGAAUAUCAUCUUGUUCAACCACCGAAAGCCUUACUAGAUCUUGAUUAUUACCUAACGUCAGCAGGCUGGGUCGGCCAUAAAAAUACACAAGUAUCAGUAGUGUGGAUCAACAGAGCACAAAAUUUAAGCAUCAUUUCAGCAUGUUUAGCGCCUAACUGGACUUGUAUUGAAACACAUACCGAGAGGGCCAGAGAUCAAUCUUGGCUUGAAAUCCAAGAGCAUCCAGUAUUCUCUCCGGACGGUGACAGUUACCUGCUAUUAGCGGCAGUACAAGAAGGAAGUCGCGAAACAUACACUCACAUCAAACACGUGACUGUUACGCAACAACGUAUCGCAGUAUUGAGUCAUGGGAGGCAUGAAGUCUCGAAAAUACUUUUUUGGGAUACUGUUAGUCAUUUUAUUUAUUAUUUGGCGUCGGAAGAAAAUCGUCCUGGUCAACGACAUUUGUACGUCGUCCGUGACCCCAGCACAGACGACCCACGUCGUGUCGAAUCCUAUUGUAUCACGUGCGAUUUGGGGGACGUCCUUUGGAGUAGUCGCUAUCUUUACCGGAACUGCACUCAUUUCAGUGCUCAGGUUAGUCCCCGUUUUGAUGAAUCCAGCUCCCCAUUCUACGUCCUUCAUUGUGAAGGACCAGGGCUUCCAUUAGCUGCUAUGCACAACGCAAGUAGUCACACACUCCUCAAAAUAUUAUAUGAUACUCGGCCAAGCAAAUGGCCAUUAUUAGAAAAAUAUGCUAUGCCCAAAAAGAAAUCUUUAGAGGUGCCUUUGCCACAAGGUAGUAGAGCGCAAGUUCAGCUCUUGCUGCCGCCUUCAUGGAGAGAAGAACUAAGGGAUGCUGCCUAUCCUGUGUUAGUUGAAGUAAAUGGCAGACCAGGUAGCAAAUCGGUGACAGAGGAAUUCCAGGUCGACUGGGGGACAUACAUGUCAAGUCAUUGUGAUGUAGUUUACAUUAAACUUGACGUCAGGGGUGCUAGAGGUCAAACGGACCGUUCGAUAUAUCACCAAAUAGGCGGAAUCGAAGUUCAAGAUCAAGUAACAGUGCUGGAACAUUUGUUAGAGAAACACAAAUAUUUGGAUAAAACACGUGUGGGGAUUUGGGGUUGGGGUUAUGGUGGAUACGUCACCGCGAUGGUUCUUGGUUUGGGCAAUCAACAAAAGGUGUAUAAGUGUGGUAUAUCGGUUAGUCCUAUAGCAGACUGGCUUUUUUACAAUGCUGCUUUCACGGAACGAAUUAUGGGCUUGCCAAACGAAAAUUAUAAGGGAUAUGUAGAGGCUGAUGCAACUCAGCGAGCACGAAAUAUUCCGAAACGAUCCUUCUUCCUAAUUCAUGGCAUGGCCGAUCUCACAGCACCCUAUCAACAUGGUGUGAUGCUUGCCAGUGCCCUCACCGAGGCGAGGGUGCUCUAUCGAUAUCAAAGUUAUGCCGACGAAGGGCAUCAACUGGAAGGCGUGAUAGAACACGUCUAUAAUUCUAUGCAAAAUUUUUUUGAAGAGUGCCUUAACCUCGACACAGACGAAAAAGCGAAGGAAAGAGAGGAGAAAAGAGAUGAGGACAAAUAAAGAACGAACAAAAAAGAAAAUGAGGGCGAUGCCGAUAUCACUACUGAAGACUGCAGACUGAGACCGCCUCUGAUUGAGGCAUAUAAAUUGGUCCGAUAGGUUCAGGUCUGUUUGAGGAGGCGGUCGUUAUGUAUGACGUAGUAGGAUUGAUAGUUAUUUCGGAUUCUCGAAUAUUUUUCUUUGGAUAAUUUUAAAGCAACUGAUUUUGGAUUUCUUUGUCUAUUGAUGAUACAAAAAAUAUGAUGAAGGUGCUAAUAUACUCGUUUCACUAUAUCUCUAAAGAUAGUGAGGUCUAUCACAUAAUUAGCUGUACCAAACUAAAUAAGCAUCUAGAUAAAGGGGUCGGCAACCUUUUAAUAAAGAGAUGCCAAUGUGCAUACCAAAAAGCCAUUAUAAAAGACUAUAUAAAAUUUUGAAAGUAAUAAGAACGGUUAUUGAUAAAAUAAAUUGGAAAAACUUUACCAUUCAACAUAAUAUAUGUUUCUAGUCCAUGUCUAGUUACUUUUAAUAUUACACAAGCCAUUGAAUUUUCUAUUAGUAGCCUUCGAUAUGGUUUCAAAAUGAUUUUCAUAUGGAAUAAACUUGCUUACACAUAUAGGAAGGAUCCGAAUUUAAAAUACUUAUUUGGCAAAUUAAUUUAUCUGGCAAAGCACCCUAACUAUACACUAUUUCUAUACUUCUAUAAAUCUUCUAUCUAUACUUCUAUAAAUUUAGUCUUCCAUAAUUCAAAGUUUCUAGUUAAAUAUAAUGAAGCUCAAAAGCUUAAAAUUCCAUCCAUACGAUACGACAAUCAUUAAAAGGAAUGCUAGUAAUAUCCAUUGAGACCAUUUUUAUCAAGAAAGAGAACAUGUGUCAAUAUUUAGAAAAAUCUUCAACUCUUUCAGCCAACUCUUCUUACAAUGAAGUCAUGUAGUGUAACAUUUCGUCAUUGAGUGCAGCAUUACCACAAUUAAGGUUGCGUCGGUAUAUUUUUAUAUUUGGAAAAUAUUUACAUGUGUGGGAGAUAAUGUCACAAAUAAAUACACAUAUGAUCAUUUUAAAAGAUUUCCAAGAGUCAUAAAAAUCUCACAGUUUGACUCGACCCUUGCAACUGAGGCUUUAGUUCGCCGAAAUGACUUCUAAUAUCAGUUAGGAACAUCAACUUACAAAUCCAUUCUUAAUUAUUCAGUUCGGGAAAGAUAUCUGAAAAAUAACUUGAAUUGUCUGUUAAAUAUUCACGCAUGUAAUCGAUGAAUACUACAAGGAAAAAUUAAAAUUGGUUUAACAAUGCUUGUACUAAGAAUAUAUACAAGUUUCUUAUGUGUUCACACCGGGUACGCUAUCUGUACUUACGCAAAAAAUCUUUGGAGUCUAAUAUUCGUUUUUCAAAAUGUUUAACGUAUUCUGAUAGUAUAUCUUCCCCUCUUAUUUUUCCUCCGAUUGGUAUCAUACAUUAGUUCUUCAUACACAAUGUUCUAGGUACAUUACUUUUGACAACAGAGAAAUGUCAUUAGGCUAAAUAUACAUGCUUAUGUAGUGGUAAACCCGCCUGAAAAUUUCCGUAUAACCAUGGAAAUCCCACUCACCAGACAUUCGAGGAUUACCUGCUAUUUCUUCGAUUUUCUAGAAACGUCCCGUCGCUCUAACCUGGCCUGAUAUCAGUUAGCUCGUUGCCAGGUUGUGCUUGCUUUUUACAAGAAAAAAUAUGCACCAAACUUUAGAAAGUUAUGCGUGCCAUUUUGAACUGCUAGGCGUCCCGAGUCUGUUAUAGGUUACUGACCCCUAAGCUAGAAGAUUUUGUUAAAAUGCCUAUUCUAACGUAAUAUUCUUUUUUAUCAGAAUGUAGUGGGAACGUUAGAUUAACCUUCCUUCGGGCACGCCCAAAAAAUCUUAUCUUGGUAUAUUACAGAAUAAUCUGUAAAAUUUCAUCAUUUAUAAGGCAGCUCAGUAUUCUAUUUUGUCCUUACUUUUCCAGCAAAUUAAAUCUCUUCGCUCUCAUUACUUGAAUCUUCCUCAUCCGCAAUAGCUUCUUGUUCAGUUUCUAAAUCUCCUUGGCGCUCCUAAAUAUUAUAUUCCUCCUCCGUAUCUUCUUCAUCAUCAAUAUCUUCUUCCGUUUCAGCUUCAUACCUUUCAUUAAUUUUUGAAGUUCUACAAUGUCUUACGGCCAUAGAAUGAAAAUACAAAACUAUUUUUUUAAUAUCAAUUUGAUAUAUGUACAGUAAAAUCUUAAAAAAAUGUUUUUACGAGAAAACCUUUGUCAUAUACAAAUAUUCCAUACUAAUACUUACCAGAUUAUAUAUUCACUCUAGAAACGCCAAUUCAACUCUACGUUAUUAUCGCGUAGGUGGAUAAAAAAAACUACUGAGAAGGCGAAAUCAUAGCAAUCGGUGAUUCAGCGGUACUCAAUAGAAAUAUUCGCUGUUAACAAAUCUGAUCAGCCGCGACCCACGGAAGAUUAAAAGUACAUUUUUUGAAAUCUGAUAUAUGCAGAUUAACCAAAUUUAAUGACCUACAUGAAAAUGACAAUAGAAUUGAAUAUUUUUUGUAUAGUUGAGCACCUUCCUUCAUUUUUCAUGCAAAAUUUGAUAUUCGGUCUAGAAUUACUUUAUUAGUAACAUUAUGAUUCAUCGAAAGUGUAAUGUAAUAAUUCACCGAUUCUUAGAUAGUCAUAAUAUAUUAUUAAUCAAAAAUCUUUGAUAAGACGAAUUAUUCAACUUUUUCUUGGCGCCUUCCCAUGAUAAAGAGGAAUCAUUUUCCGUUAAUCGAUUUUGCAAAACAAAUUCUCCAAAGAAGGAUUUUUCGGGAAUCAUAUUCGUGCUUUAGUUAACAGAAUCAAUUAUUUGUUUAUAUCAAAUUUUAGCGCAUACUAGUGAGCUAACAGUGUUUAGUCAUGUACAAACUAUUUUUAUUUUUAAUCAUUACAAUUGAACUGAUUAUGUAUUUUAUAAUAGGUAGUCUAAAUUUUAACCUAAGUCGACUAUUUCAUUGAAAUUCUCCGAUGGAAACAAGUAUGUGGUAUUACAAUAAUUUUUAAUAUACAAUAUUCAAUAGAAAAAAAUCGAAAACUUCAUUUUGGUAUGGAAUUUCUCUUUUAACUUUCCAGAUAUUGAACACUCUUGAUGAAAUAUGAAAAAGACAUUUGAAAAUUGAAAUUUAUCCAUAAUCACUAUAUAAGUUUAUUCAAUUGCUUGAUAUCUUUCGAAUUGUAAAAGUUACUGUUUUGAAACCAAAUAGUACUCAAAAUGAAUUUAUUAAUUUGUUAAUAUUUACACCAACGAAUUUUCAAUCCAAAAUACGAGGGUAGUUCCAUCUGAAAUGUACUUAUUUGUUUACAACAGUUGAAUAUUGGGUAGCAGAGUUUAAACAAGGUCACAUAAACAAUUAGAACUAGCGUCACCGUGGUCAAAAAAAUGGUGAAGGAAAUCUACAAAUGAUUAUCUACUAAAAGCUAGGAAACAUGAUAAGCAUUUGAGAAAGUGUCUGGUUUUGGACUUAAGGAAGCUAAUGACAAAUUGGGUCCUAUUCAAACAAUAAAAGUGUAGUCAAAAUGUUUGGUUCGAGUAUUUCAAAGUAACAGCGCAGAAUUUUUCGUUCGUUCAAUAACCAUGGAUAGAACAUAAAUCCUUUCACUUCUGAAAGAAAAGACCGAUCAAUAUAAUGGACUGAAAAGGGAGAAACAGUUCCAAAGAAGGCGAAGACCUUUUUAUCUUCAGGCAUAGUCGGUUUUCAGAGGUGCGCGUAGAAUAAUUUCUAUUGACUUGAAAUAGAAAAACUUUUAUCGACGUUUUUCCUCCGCAAAAACGGCCACAUUUGGAUAAGACGAGAAAAUUAUUUCAACAAAACAAAUCCGUUAUUACACUGACUAGAAUGAAUUGAAGUUUAAAUUUCUACAUCAAAGAUUCUCCGACGAUGAAGAAGUGAUAUCGAUACUAUUUUGACAAGCAAGUUAUUGUAAUACGGGGAGAAGUGUCUCUUCUUUUUAAUUAGAUAAUAUGUCAAUAAUAAAAAUAAGGUAAUAACAGCAGUCACAGAGAAUUGUAAAUUAGUGUCAUUGUGGGUAAAAAAUUGUUUCAAGCUGUCGCAUUAAACUUUUUCCAAGUAUAAUAAAGUGUACAUUCUUUGUUACACCUCGUUCCCAUAAUAGAUUAGAUUUGUAUAUUUGAUAUUAGGUAUAAUAUACAAUUUGGACUCUAUUUAUAACCAAUUCUGUAUGUGAGCUGAGAUUAUUGUUUGUAGUAGGGCUUGAGUUGGCAAUUCUCUGUCGAAUUCUCUACCCAGAUACACGUGAGACGCCUCCUAGAGGCUCUCGGUACGAGUCAAAACUCAGUUUCGAUUUAAUUAAACCGAUAGAAAGACUAAACGAGCGCAUCAUCCACACUCGCAUUCCCUCCUGGAGAAUCUGGAUCGCAAUAAAAGUUUGCAGAAGUACAGGUAAACUUUUUUUUGGUCUUAGCUGUGGAAUAAGAGGUUGUUGUUUCUGUGGGUUGGGGCGUUAUUUUGAGGAGUUUUUUCAAGCUAUCCAUAUGAAUUGAGAAAACCAGGACAACUAUAGGAAUAUAGAGCUUCGAUAUCGUUCUUUAAGUGACGACUUAAUUGGGACUUUCCCACGAAAGCCGUUGUUAGAGAGCAAACAAAUAAAGGAUUAAGAAUAGCAGCAUUUUUGAACGAAACCAUAUGGCGAAAUAAACAUAUCGGAAUAGAAGCCAAAUCGAGAAUAUACAAGGCCACGGUAAGACCCAUAAUGACCUACACCGCAGGAAAAAGAAGAAGAAGCCGUUGUUAAGGAUUAAGAAGAAGACUUCAUAGAUCUUGAAGAUUCUAUGAAAUAUUCAUUUCGAAAGCUGUUGCAUCUGUUUAGAAAGAAAUUUCAUCUUGCAAUAUAAAAGAAGCGACUCCAUGGAAGAUUUCAUUAGGUUGCAUAAUUCGACUAGUGAACUGGAAGUUAGUUAUUCUUAUGAAAUAUUGAGAAUUAAUUUCGUAUAUUCCCCAGAAUUCUUUAAAUUUCUUUAACCGUCCUGACCAAAGUUUCAUCAGCAUUUUUUUUUUUGGCGACCGUGCUGAUCAAGGCUUUUGUGAAUUUGUUUUAUAUAUAUUAUAUUUCCGUAAAUUAUUAUAGCUUACAAUUGUAAUUUGUUUUAUUGGAAUAUGCAGCUGUUCCAAAUAUAUAUUUUUCCUGUAAGACACUUUGUGGUGUAUGGUUUCGAUAAAACAUAACGUUCACGUCUUAUGCUGACUUCGGAGAUUAAUUUGAAGACUCACCCAAAUUGAAAAUACAGAUUAGAAAAUGAACGAAUCUUUGUAUGUAUAUAUAUUUUCUUCCAUUGUCUCUGAUUAUGAUUAUUUAUCUGAGACUAGUAGUAAGCAAUUUAUGAUAUGUUUAAUUAUACAGAUAGUUUGUUUACAUAAAUUCCUAAUCUAACUUUUAAAUGUUUAACAAUAUUAUGAACGUAAUUUUGGUUUCUAUCAACUUUGUCCUCGCGUAAGUUCAACUUCAUAUUGGCUCUCUAUUCCCUUCGGAGUUAAUAACUACCACACUCAUUUAGUUUUUUUUAUAUCAUAAUUAUAUCAUAUUUCUUCUGUAAAAUGUUGUUACAUUAAAGUAAAGUUUUUAAGGUAUGUCAUAGGUUUGUUGCAGCAGACUGUCUAACUACUUGAUCAAACGGGAUAGAAGAAUUAAGUUCGAACAGUAUCAGGUCCAAGUAAUAUAAGGAAUAAGAAGUUUUACGUUACUGCAACAGAAAGAAUUUGUUCGCUAGUAGUUCAAAACUAGCAAAAAUAUAAUGAAUAAAUUUUGGAACAUAUGGAUUCGCGCAUGUCAACAUAUAUUUUAGAUCGUAUAUCGAACUUUAUUAGGUUGUGAGUUGGAAAUAAAGUAUUAAGACUAUAGUGGAAAUAGAAGUAAAUGGUACAAUGAAACUAUAUAUAUGCGAAAAUGAUGACUCUCUUUGUUCGGGUACAUUUUCAUAAUAGAGUUAGGCAAAUCAGUUCGAAAUAUGAUCAAAAGUCCUCUUUUUCUGAUUUACAAGGAAUAGUAAGCAACUCAAGUUUAGGAAAAAUCAGAUAGUGCCUCUUGGAUGAGACUUCUAGUAACAAAAUUUAUAUUGAACCAGACCCGACCUCAUUAUAAGCUAGCGUAAGCUUGAAGUUGAUAUCAGACAGCUUGUUUGUUGGAUUUGAGAUUUCCAAGGAUAUUUUCAGUAGUAAAUGUUCAGAUCAACUGAGAUUAUUUAUAUUAUAGUCAUUUAAACAUGUUUUUCAACCAUAGCAUUUGGGAAAACAAAACAUUUGAUUCUUCUUGGUAUUUCACUUUGUGCGUCUUUUCAAUCUAUUGUAUAAAAAACAAAUAUUGUAAUGCCACAUACUCGUCCGACUUUUCUAAUUCUAUUCUAUAUCUUUCUGAUUUAUACGUUAAAAAAUAGUACAGAAUAUGUCAAUUAUUUCGACGAAUCAUAAAUAUUUGAAUAGUUGGUAAUAAAUAAUAAAAUUACUAAAUAAACCUGUUCGUAUUUGCUUAUUAAUUGAUUAGACUUGGAAAUAAGAAAACAUUUGAAAUAAUCCAGAAGAAUCGAUCUUUCCGCAAUACCUUUAUUAUUUAAUGGUAAUUUCUCUGUACAUUUUUAUAUAAAAAAAAUAAAAUAAACACAAAUAAUAUCAAUUACACUGCGUUUCGGAUCAAAAAAUACUAACUAUCAAUAAAUAAAUAGAGUAAAGGAAAAGUUGGUUUCAAUCAGCCUUUUACUAUAUUUGCGUACAUAGAAAUCGGUCCACUUUAAACUUUUGACUUUCUCUAUAUACAUAUUUUUAUAAUUACUCAUCAGAACAAAAAAAUAUGAUGUUUAAAGACAAUUUAAUAUGCUUUAAUGUGAAGAUAAAUUUAUAAAAAGUCAUUUCGUCUUCCUAUGUUUAACAUAUGAAAUUAGAAAUAGAUCUAAUCAAGUUAAAUAUUGUUUCUUGUGGGAUGUUAAGCCACUCUUCUUCUACUGCAACAAUAAGCUCUGGGAUCGAGUUUUGGGUAGAAGGUCUAGCUCUAAUUCUUCUUUAUAGUUCUUCCCAUAAAUGUUCUAUCGGAUUUAAGUCAGGACAUUAUGCUGACCACUUCAUAACAAUGUAAUGUAAUCUUGCACGAUUUUAACGGUGUGCGGCCUUGCAUUGUCAUCCAUAGAGGUAAAUUCGUCUCCAAUGUAAUCGACGUAGGGUACCACAUGAAUUGCUAAUAUAUUUAUCAACCGUUAAACCUCAUCUUCCGUAAACAGAGUCGCCCAUACGAAUGAAUACAGGGGCGGUUCAUGCUAUAGAAAUUGCACCCUAUAACCACCCCGCUCUUGUUUUGGUCACUACAAUGGAGACAUAUUCUGGUCUGAUCUGAGAUAAGAACAAAUCCCCAUUGUUCCAACAUCCAAUUCAGAUGAUCCUGUGCAAAACGCAGGCGUGCUUAACGAUAAGCUGAAGUGAGUUUCGGACAAAUCGCAGGUGUUUUAGGAGUUGUUGACAAAAUAAAACGGACAUCACGAGCGGUUGUAAAUCGUCUUCUGCUUGUUCCAAGUCGCCUAUGAAUGUAUCCACUCGUCAUAACGCUGGCACACUCUUCGAACCGCUGCGUGGGUCAUAUUCUAUUGUCUAGCAACAGCUCGAUGAAUAAGUCCAUUUCAGAUUAAAGCAAUAACUUUGACGGCUUUUUGAGGUGUUGUAUGCAUUAAACUAACACACUUGAACACUAUUGCAAAAAUUUCAAUAUUUGUCAAAUUUAUUAUUUUCAUUAAAGUAUAUCAAUAAUAUAAAAAAAUAUAGUUAAAGUCAAAAGUUUACAGCGAACCAAUUUCUAUUAACGCAAGUGUAUUUUAUUACUGGGAUAUUAUGUCCAAAAAUACCAAAUCUUGUCCUGAACCAGGACAUUUACUUACAUAAGUUUGUCUUUGGUAAAUUAGUCUAAUCAAUUGAUAAAUCUUGAUUAAACUAAUAAUAUUUUAAAAUUUGAGCUUCGAUUCAAAAUUUAAAAAAAAAUCGAUAAAAACGGUUGUGAAUAAUGACUAGAAACGAACUUUAUUCAGAGCGUUCAAUUUCAUUGUAUACUUAAUAUAAAUAGUGUAAAUUUUUUGCUUAGUAUUAAUAAUAGAAAGCUGGAAGACAAUCUUUAAAAGUUGAAAGUUCAUGAUUUAAAGAAUCAUUUCAAUUCAAUCGUUUCAUUACUUCCUAACCGAAUCUAAAAUCCUAAAAGGUUAUAUUUAAAUCAGAAAUAAAUGUAUAUUAACUUUAUAUUUCAUUGAGGAUAACGAUUCUUUUAAAAUUAGUAGCUUGAAUAAAAUUUUGGUAAAUAGAAGGAGAAUAAACAAAUAACACAUGCCAAGAGACAUCAUAACCCGAAAACCGACUUAUGCAAUGUAAUCUUUCACGAUUUCACGAAGGUAAAUUCGUAAAGUCGACGUAAGGUACCACAAAAAUUGCUAAAAUGUCCUCGAUAUAUCUAUCAGCCGUUAAACCUCAUCUUCCGUGAACAGGGUCGCCCCUAUGAAUUAAUACAGGGUGGUUCAUGCUACAGAAAUUGCACCCCGCUUUGUAUAGCAGAAAUCUGUAUUGCUCGUGUGGUCCUCGGUACACUGUAUUAUGAUGCUAUCGAUCUCUUCCUGAUAUGUUUUGGCUGCAAAUCAAUCCAAUCUUUCUUAUUUGGUCUAUAAAAUGUACUAUUUUAGAUAUGUUACACUAUUUCCAGUUGAAAAAAAAUAUUUAUUAACAGAAACACAUAUGUUUAUAACAAAAUUUACAUACAUUCAAUAUUUUCAUUUGAAGUUAGCUCCUAUGCUAGCCGACCAUUAUUUACAUAUUUCAUUGUCUUUACAAACUUAGGUACUUGGAAUUCUAAGAAAUCUACCAUUCAUUUCGAAUCAAAAGCUGUUACUACAUAUACAAAUUAAAACAAUACGAUCGAUUUUGAUGUUUUUUUUUUCUAAAAAAUUUAUAUAGAUAAGAAUAUAGUAAUAAUAAAGUCUAUAAUUGUUGAAUAGUUAAUUUUUUCAUUCAUAGAUGUAACUUGCUUUUGCUUUUAUUAUUUAUCAUUCUCCGUAACAAAGUCAACAGAUAAUCAUCGUCUAUUUUGUUCCAUUUGUUUUACAGGAUAUUCCAAAGAUGUAAAGUGGAAGCAGGACAUUACUUUCUAACUACCAAUUCCAAUUUGUCUCACAACUCAAUCGUGUUGACGUCAGGUGACUGUGACGGCCAAAUCAUUACUCUCAGUACAUUAUUCCUUUUCAUUUCUUUCAAAUACUCGUUGCAUAGCUUCAAGGAAUGCUUGGGAUCGUUGUCAUGCUGGAAGAUCAAUUUUCUUCCGAUCAGGCGCUGGCCAGAAAGUAUUCCCACUAAUUUAGAUCCACUGUCAGAAUAAUGGCAAAUUGACCAAAUUACACACUACUCUGAAUGUAUAUCAUUGUAAGAGAAGGAGAAAGGAAUCAUCAAAUUUUUUCACUGCUUUAUGAUGGUCAACUGAGUCACACUUCAGUCAAACAAGGCAACGAAAAAAAUAGAGCGCUUUACAAUGUUAUGAGUUACGAACAGAUAUUAUUUAAAAAAAGUUUCCUUCGAGAUGUGGGAAGACACCUUUCAAACUAGAAGUGUUGAAGUAAAAUGCAACAAUCAUCCGCCUUUAUCUGCCUUUUCUAUCAUAACACCGUAAAGAAAGGAAAGGAUUAGAGCCUUUGUUCUUUGCACUACCUUGAUCAGUCAAUUUGCUCAAAUAGUAUAUUUCUUCUCGUUUCAAUACGAGUUGAGUCUAGUUGAUAACGUUGACAAGUUGGAUUAAUAUUAAAUCCCGCGAUUUGUGUGAGAGCUUGUGGAGUGGUUGAGACAGGGAAAAUAUUUCUUUAAUGCUGACAACUCUAAGCAAGAGUUUUUAGUCUCAUCUUAAAUAACAAAAAAAAGAAAGUAAAUCGAGACCAGGCGAGUGGAUGAUAAUGAACUUAUUAUCAACAACAACAAAAAACAGCAGAUAUGGCCAUUGAGAAGUAUCUAUGAUACUACAUGUCAACCACGGUGCAUAAAAUCUUAUUGUUUUGUACUGAAAUAGUGCAGAAGUUGAUUCUCCCAGUUGGAAUAUUCCCGAAAGAGGCACAAUAAAGUAGGAAUAAGGAUUACAAAACUUAAAGGAUCAGAAACUCGUGGAAGCACAUGGAAAUUAGUGAUGCAGCUAAGGGACUGUUAAUCUGAUUUCUAUGAAUUUGAAACCUUAAGUUUCUUUCCAGAUUUAACAAGUUUUUAAGCUCCUCACUGUUAUCUUGUAAAUGGUCUUCCAAUUCCUCAUUAGUACUUCAAUUUCCUUUGAAAUUCCACUAAAAACAGCUAAACCUUAUGCAUUUUUUACUGAGUCGAAUGAAACCUACCAGUUUUCUAUUAAUCCUUUCUCAAGAUAUUGAAUUUUUUCUGCUUUUUAGCCAUUCGGCAUCACUGCACCGUGUUUUACAUUCAAGAUUACACAUAGGUCUAACAUAUGUUCUUCUUUUGACAUGCGCACUCUUUUCUUGAAUCCAGAAACCUCAAAAUUUUACUCAUCACUCCAUAAAACUCUCUCCCAUCUAUUUGCGUCCAAUUUUUAUGUUCUUCAGCUCACUACAACCUCUUAAUUUUAUUUUGACUUGAAAGAGGUUCCUUCAAUGGCACCCUUCCAAAAAGACCAUCCCAUUUUCAAUGUAGAAGUACUUGAAUUCAGAUCCUUAGAUUCAUUGAUUUGAGGUGCUAUAUGUAGUUAGUUUUCGAUCAUAUUUACUGAUCAAUACAACACGUUUAUCAUCAGUUUUCUAUUGUCAAAGCUUCUGGUUGAUCCAUAAUUUUUCACGUUGUAGUCACAGGGCUAACUGGUACUAAACUACAAUCAUAAACAACGAUGAAAUUAUUCAGAUUUGAAGAAUAUAGUAGUUAAUAAAUAAUGGAUAAUUUGGUUUAUGAGUUUUGGUUUCGAUCUUCGCUUGACAAUAUGAAAGAGAAAUUUGUGUAUUAUUUUGGAAUAGAUUAUGGGAUAGGCAAAACUUUUGUCAGGUAGUGAAUGUUUUGUAAUGAGAAUAAUCUAUUGGAAAUAAUCCACUCAUUACACAUUUUUCUUUCUUUUCAAUCUACUCUUAACUUUUAUAUACCCAAGUAACAUAUUCACUUGUCCGCAAAAUGAGAAUUUUCUAGCCAUUUAAAAAAAUUUAAUAAUUUAAUUACUAAAAUAACUGAAUUGCAAAUUCCAUGUAUAAAUUCAUAGCCAACAAACUUCUUGAAUUAUAAGGUUAAAUCACCCAUCGUCAUAUUUUGGGCACCCCUGUAUGUCUUUGCUCUGUGUCGGAUCUAAUGCGUGACACCCUAUAAAUAAAGUGAAUUACUAUAAAUUGGUACAGAUGGAAUCGGUUUCAAAUGAUAUGCACCUAUACCAUUCAUUGACUAACAUCCUCAAAUAUUUAAGUAAGUGUACUUAAUGGAUAAAGUUCAGAACGGUAGAAAUUUUUUUUUGAAAAGCUUCUCCAAAAUUAAACAGUUUACUAAUAAAAAGUAUAUAUAUUCAUAUAAUUAAAAUUAUUUUAUGAACUUUCAACAGCUUUUAUCAUGCAGCUCUUGUAAAUAUUUGUUAAAUGCUACGAAUCAAAAACCGAAUUUGUAAAACAUGUUUUAUCUUUAACUAUCUCUGAUUCAAUGUUUAUAUCAACUUUUGUAGCAGUGACUUAGUUAUAUAUAUAUAUUCAUAAAAUAAUACUAAAAUGAGUAUUUACAUCACGGUUUUGCUUGUCUUGCUUUAUAGUAAAACUAUAUUUAAUAAUAACUAUUUAGUUAACUUACGUUCAACCUAAUUUAGAGUUGUGAAUUUUCCUUUGUAAACAGGUGGUAAAAUGACAUAGUUUGAUGACCUCAAUAUGAUAUUAUUCCAGGAAAAAAACACUUGAAAUGUAUGAAUCACAUAAUUUAUUAUUUUGGAUUCUAGAUUCAUUUACGAAUCAGAUUUAAGUUCAGUUUGUCUGAGAUUGUAAUUUAACUUCACAUUAUUGAACCAGUGAACUAAAGAAAAGCUACAAUUGGGUUAACUUUUUACCUCUAAACAGGUAAAUAAAGUUCUUAGGAGAUUCUGCGCUUUCCAGGUUCUUUCCUGCUUAAAAACCGCCCAGUAUGUCAAAUAAUGUACUGCUUUUGAUUCAUCAUAUUUCACAGCUAUAAAAAUUUUAGUUUUUCCAUAAUAUCUAUCUUUUUUAUCUUUGAAGUCCUUCUCAAAGUGUUACUUAAAUACUUAUGAACCAAGAAUUCGUCAGUCGAAAACUUGAAGUGGUAUAUGGUUUUCCGUAGUCAAAAUGAGAAUGGCCAGAGCAAUAAUUCAUAAUAAUUAUUUACUAAAAAAUAUUUGUUAAUACUAAUAAAUAGUAGAUGAAUUAUAUGAAUGUUACAAUAAAAAGAUAACUUGGUCACUGCUAGAUUUGAAAGCACGAUUUAUAUGUGGUUGUUCAUAUUACAUUAUAAUUUUUUGAACAUUCAUCAAAAUGAUUGUUAAAGCAACGGCAAACUAAAUAUUAGUUUCUUUAUAAAGAAAUUAAAUAUUGUCUUAUACAUAUAUGGAAAAUAUAUUUACAGAAAACAUUAGUUUAGAAUGGUAAUUUAUAUGAAAUUAUAGGAACAAAAGAAAGAACAAAUCAAAUUAAGAAAACUUUUUAACCAUACUAAUGAUUAUUUUUAAACUUAAGCAAUGGUUUAAAGAACUUUGUAUUUUUUUCUUCUCGGCAUAUAAAAGCAUCUUGAAUACAAUACAAACUGAUAUUCAGCAAUGGCAUUGUCAAUUAGCCUCUUGAAACUUAGACUUCGUUCGAUAGACGGAUCAAUUUUCAUAAAGAGAUCACGAGAUUCAUUUACCAUUCUUAAAGCUUCAUUAAGAUUUCUCAAAUAAAAUGUCACGCUUGCAGUGCUUGUUGGAGCCUCGUCAUGCAUGGGUUGUGAAUUUAACAAUUCCUUUAAGUCGGUUCCAGUUAAAUCUUCAUACUGCGAUUCGACUACGUUCGAAUUUGCUCAAGUUAUUUGUCAAAGCAGGUACAGCUUAUUCAAUAUAAAUGCUUCAACUUUUCAAACGAUUGUUUAAUGUUUAGAAUGUAUUUCGCUGUCAAAUUUUUGCCGAAAUUAGGACACAUUUCAUAACAGCCAUAAUUAUUUUGAAGGUUCAUCUAAUAUAAAAGAGAUUGAAGGCCUGGAUUGUUCCACUUUAAAAUCUAAAUACUUUUUUGAAUAAGUUUUUUACUCCUCGACAUAGAACAGUCACGAAAAAUAUCGCUUUCAUAACACACUAGCAGGACAUCCUUUUUAGGGCACGAGGAUUCAACAAUCUGUAAAACAUCAGUGGUUUGAUAACACAAUAUACAGAUGCAUUAGAACAUCAUUCACCACCACUCGGGCGCCCUUUUUUGAUUUUUUUUUAAUUAGUUAACAUCCAAAAAGUACAAUAAAAAUUUUCUGCGAAAAUUAUGACUUUUUUUACCAAAAAAAUUCUUAAAACUUCAAUUUUAGGGAUAAGUUAAAAAAAUUUUCUGGGUUGUACUCGAUAAAUAGUAUAGUUUCUAGAAAAAAAUAGUUUUGCAGCGUGGCUUUCAAAAAGUAUAUUUAUUUUGAAGGUUCCGUGGAACGACGUACCAAAUACGGCGUAACGAGGUGCGAAACCAAUUCUUCCAUACCAAUUUACAUUUUAGUAGAAUACGUGCAUUAACACCUGCCAUGUCAAGCAUACCAAAAGAACUCUGACUGGCCAGCGAUUGCUUUUAGCACAAACGGUAUGCGAAUGGCAGAGCCAAUUACAGCAAUCAGUGCCUCCUUCAGUUUGGUUGUAGUGUAAAAUAACUUCAGGUUUUCCGUUGUGCAUAUAUCAGAAGAAAUUGCCAGCGCUACUUUAUUUGACAUUGUUUGACACUUUUUUGAUCACUUUUGCAACACUGUGGUCACACUCGGUCAAAAUGACCCCAGUAGAAAAAACGUCUGUGCACAUUAAGAGUUUAGACGUACUAAUACCAUGAUAGCUUCCAAAAACCGUUAGAAUUCAUUGUACUACCUUCAGACAACAACAGAUGUCACCACAUAUUUCGAUUAGAAAUUCAUUUUUCAAACGACAUCAAUUCAAAAA
Molecule: messenger RNA, 17317 nt
Organism: Diorhabda carinulata
Lineage: Eukaryota; Metazoa; Arthropoda; Insecta; Coleoptera; Chrysomelidae
Product: dipeptidyl aminopeptidase-like protein 6
Exons: 20
Coding region: 589-3234 (881 amino acids)
Biological process (GO): proteolysis
Molecular function (GO): serine-type peptidase activity; dipeptidyl-peptidase activity
Source: RefSeq, a predicted model, not a curated record